AUGGCGACGUCUACCCAAGCGCCGCCGGCGCAGAAUGGCCACUCAGGGCUAUCCGCGACUGAAGAUCCAUUACCCCCGCUCGAGGGUCUGGCUCGAUUGGCAAGCAAACGAGCGCGGGCCAUCUUCUCAGAGCCGAAUCCAGCGGAUGUCUAUUCAGAAUCACGAAAAGCUCGGCUGGCAUCCAAGGUCGCUGAUGAAUAUGCACACGCAAAAGAGCUUCCAGCAGCUGUGCAAGCACAGCAAGGCGCCGUCGGGCCUGCACUGCCGGGGGGCAGCAAGAAGCGAAAAGGGACGGAUGGGAGCGCAACUGCUGAGGGGCAGCUUUUACAGGAGCUAGAUAGUGCAUCCCCAUCAAGCUCUCAGCCGGGGCCCUCAGAUAGAGUGGUUGCCAUCCGACGAGCAGAAGGGUUCGCGUCUGCCAACGGAGGGGGCACGACGCUAUCAACAGCGUUGAUUCGGAAGAAGGAGGCUGCCUCUCGGAUAGAAAAGCCGCAAUAUCAUCCGCAAUGGAAGUUGAUGCGGGUCAUCUCUGGGCAUUUGGGUUGGGUGCGCUCGCUCACAGUCGAGCCAGGGAACAAGUGGUUCGCUACUGGUGCUGGCGACAGGAUGAUCAAGAUCUGGGAUCUUGCCUCUGGAGAGCUGAAGCUCAGCUUGACCGGCCACAUCUCAACAGUGCGCGGCUUGGCAGUUAGCAACAGGCAUCCUUAUCUAUUUUCAGCCGGAGAAGACAAGGUUGUGAAAUGCUGGGAUCUGGAGACGAACAAGGUCAUCCGCAACUACAUUGGCCACCAAUCGGGCAUCUACUCGCUGGCCUUGCAUCCGACGCUCGAUGUCGUCGUCACCGCCGGGCGAGACUCAGUCGCAAGGGUGUGGGAUAUGCGGACGCGGGCUCAGAUCCACGUUCUUGGUGGUCAUAGCGGUACAGUUGCCAGCGUCGUAUGUCAAGAAGCCGAUCCGCAAGUCAUCACCGGCAGCAUGGACCAAACGAUUCGCCUGUGGGACCUGGCGGCGGGCAAGUCGCUGACGACGCUCACGCACCACAAGAAAUCGGUGCGUGCACUUGCGCUGCAUCCGACGGAGUUUUCCUUUGCUUCUGGCUCGGCUGCGGGGAGGAACGUCAAGACGUGGAAAUGCCCAGAGGGGACACUGUUGAACAAUAUGACCCAAGAUGGCAUCGUCAACACGCUCAGCGUCAAUGCGGACGGAGUGCUGUUCUCCGGUGGCGACAAUGGGAGCUUGAGAUUCUUCGAUUACUCGACAGGCGUGCCAUUCCAAUCAGCAGACGACAUACCUCAGCCAGGUUCGCUAGAUGCGGAGGCGGGUGUCUUCUGCUCUGCGUUCGAUCAGAGUGGCACAAGGCUGCUGACCGGUGGAGCAGACAAGACUAUCAAGGUGUACCGAGAAGCGCUGUGA
Messenger RNA from Tilletiaria anomala UBC 951, 1413 nucleotides. RefSeq names its product WD40 repeat-like protein. Lineage: Eukaryota; Fungi; Basidiomycota; Exobasidiomycetes; Georgefischeriales; Tilletiariaceae. The transcript is spliced from 4 exons. Gene Ontology annotation, biological process: mRNA splicing, via spliceosome. The record is from RefSeq and is a predicted model, not a curated record. The coding region runs from base 1 to 1413 and encodes 470 amino acids. Gene Ontology annotation, molecular function: protein binding. Gene Ontology annotation, cellular component: Prp19 complex; catalytic step 2 spliceosome; precatalytic spliceosome.